AUGAAACGACAGAAGAAAGGGAAGUCCAAAGAUGUGGAGAAGAUACCGGAGAUGGGGACUCAUCAAUUAGUUUCUUAUCACGAGAUUCAACGAGCAACAAAUAAUUUUGAUGAAUCCAAUUUAAUUGGUGAGGGAAGCUCUGGCUCUGUGUACAAAGGCACAUUGUUUGGUGGAACUGCAGUGGCUAUUAAGGUUCUCGAUUUGGAAAAUGAGCAAGUAUGCAAGAGGUUUGAUGACGAAUGUGAAGUGAUGAGAAAUGUUAGACACAAAAAUCUUGUUCCAUUGAUUACUACAUGUUCUAGUGACUAUAUAAGAGCCUUUGUUCUGCAAUUUAUGCCCAAUGGGAGUCUUGAGAAUUGGCUGUACAAAGAAGAUCGCCACUUGAACCUUCAUCAAAGAGUCACUGUAAUGCUUGAUGCAGCUAUGGCAGUUGAAUAUCUACAUCAUGGUCAUGUCGCUCCAAUAGUUCAUUGCGACUUAAAGCCAGCCAAUGUUCUUUUGGAUGAGGAUAUGGUGGCUCAUGUUGGUGAUUUUGGAAUCUCUAAGAUUUUAGCUGUCAGCAAGUCCGUGGAACAUACAGAAACAUUGGGCACUCUUGGAUACAUUGCACCAGAAUAUGGCUCGGAGGGAAUAGUGUCUGCUAGUGGUGAUGUUUAUAGCUACGGCAUCAUGUUGAUGGAAGUCUUGACGAAAAGAAGGCCAACAGAUGAAGAGAUAUGCAAUGAAAAUCUUGACUUGAGGAAAUGGAUCACACAAUCAUUUUCAGGGAGUAUGAUGGACGUUGUGGAUGCCAAUCUUUUUUGUGAGGAAGAACAAAUCACUAGUAAAACUGAAAUGUGCAUAGCGUCCAUGAUAGAAUUGGGUUUAGACUGCACAAAGGAAAUUCCAAAAUCAAGAAUAAGCAUGAAAUAA
Solanum verrucosum is the source of this 912-nucleotide messenger RNA. RefSeq names its product receptor kinase-like protein Xa21. Gene Ontology annotation, biological process: protein phosphorylation. The transcript has 3 exons. The record is from RefSeq and is a predicted model, not a curated record. Gene Ontology annotation, molecular function: protein kinase activity; ATP binding. NCBI's taxonomy places the organism in Eukaryota, Viridiplantae, Streptophyta, Magnoliopsida, Solanales, Solanaceae. The coding region runs from base 1 to 912 and encodes 303 amino acids.